CAACAACUCACCGCCAACAACACUCAACAACCGGUAUAUUGACUGCGCGCGAAACUAGCGCAUCACAAUGGAUCACAACACAGGCGCCUCAGCAAGCGCGAGCCAACUGCCACAGACGCUGAGCGAACUCGAGGCGCUUCCAUGGUGUCGCGCGCUCCUAAAGAGCCCCGGCAUCACAACCUUCACCCCGCAAUCCCGCGACCCAAAGAACUUGAACCCGCACGACAGGCUCUUCGGCAAGACACUCAACCACUCGGAGGGUAUACCGGCGUGUAUCAGCUUCCACCCCGAGAGCCCAGGACAGUCCGUCAUCACCAAAUUAUCGACGCUCUUCGCACUCUCGCAAGGCAUCGACGGUUAUCCAGGGAUCGCCCAUGGCGGCAUGACCGCAGUGCUCAUCGACGAGGUGCUCGGCGUCCUCAUCCAGAGGAACAUGGAUACUGACAGAGAUCACCCGGUGUUCAAGAUGAACACCGUGACCUCGUCGAUGGACAUCAAAUACCUCAAGCCGAUUGUCACGCCAGGGGUUGUUCUUGGGGUCGGGCAGAUCAAGGAAAUUCGCGGCAAGAAGCUGCUUCUCCGGGCGGUAUUGAAGGACGCAAAUGGGGUGGACUUAGCGACUUGCGACUCUGUAUGGAUUGGGAUCCCGAGGGUGAAGAUGUAAGCACGUUAUUGGAUUAUCCAUGGAAACUGGGGAGAGUUGUCAGGGAGCACAAGGGGAAAGGUUUUCCUGUGAAUUUGGAGUCUCGUAGAGGUUCAGCGAACGGUAUACGACUUUUAUACAAGCCGCUUUGCUUUCUGAGUUCUUGCGC
This is a messenger RNA of Colletotrichum destructivum, 812 nucleotides long. Its product is annotated as Putative Thioesterase domain, HotDog domain superfamily. The record is from RefSeq and is a predicted model, not a curated record. Bases 68 to 664 code for a protein of 198 amino acids. The transcript has a single exon. NCBI's taxonomy places the organism in Eukaryota, Fungi, Ascomycota, Sordariomycetes, Glomerellales, Glomerellaceae.